AUGUCUACCACGACAACAUCUCAAGUGACCCCGCUCCAAAUAGGCGUCGAGGCCCCAAGGCACAAGGAAGCAGGAAAUGCUCUGAAUACGAUUGUGGACGGGGACGCUCCAAUCCGUUUACACGAGGUUCCCACAUUCACCGACAAGUAUGAAGAGCGCACAUGGGCCAAGCAGCAGAUGGCUGGUGCCUUUCGAAUUUUUGCCAAGUUAGGUUGGGCCGACGGUGCGUCCGGACACAUCAGCCUUCGAGAUCCUGUACGGCCAGACUGUUUCUGGCUCAACCCAUAUGCGAUGCACUUCUCUACUAUCAAAGCGAGUGAUCUAGUCCUGGUAGAUGAGGAAGGCAGACCGGUCGAACCAAGUCCGCACAAAGUCAACGCUGCCGGCUUUAUUAUCCACUCAAGCAUUCACAAAGCACGGCCGGAUAUCAAUGCUGCCUGCCAUCUGCACUCACCUCAUGGCCGCGCUUGGUCCACUUUUGGCAGACCUAUUGAAAUGCUUAACCAAGACUCAUGCAUGUUUUACAAUGAUCUCGCCGUUUAUGAAGGGUUCGGAGGAAUUGUUCUCGCCAAGGAAGAAGGCCAACAUAUCGCCAACGCCCUUGGCCCGGUGAAGAAAAAUGCUAUCCUCCAGAAUCACGGUCUUCUUACAUGUGGAGAAACCAUAGGAGAGGCUGCUGCUUUCUUUGUUGCUCUCGAGAGGGCUUGUCAAGCACAGCUCUUGGUCGAAGCCGCAGCGGCAAACGGCAUUCCUAAGAGAUAUGUUGGUGACGAGGAGGCAGCUUACACAAAGAAAUGCUCCGGGUCCCCAGCCUGUAUGUACAUGCAGUUUCUACCCGAGUACAAUGCCAUUUUUCAGAAAACAAAUGGCAGUUUUCUUUCAUAA
This is a messenger RNA of Clonostachys rhizophaga, 885 nucleotides long. The record is from the annotation of a GenBank genome assembly. Lineage: Eukaryota; Fungi; Ascomycota; Sordariomycetes; Hypocreales; Bionectriaceae.